AUGUGUAAUACAGGUGUUCAAGCAAGGCGACCGGACAUAACUAUCGAAGAUGUGAAAGGAAGUGAAAUGUGUAUGCUUUACACCGGUUUACCGAAUGUUUCAACAUUCAAUUUACUAUUUGACGAAUUAGUUGAUGCUGAAAUCAACACCUGUCGAGCCGGUAAUGGUGAAAAUCAAGGACGCCCAAGAUCUCUCAGGCUAAUUGAUAAAUUCUUUCUGGUUUUGAUACGGUUAAGGCUAGGGCUUUUGCUGGAGGAUUUGGCAAAAAGAUUCCAUAUUUCCAAGUCAACAUGCAGCAACCUAACUAGUAGAUGGAUUACAUAUUUGUCAAUUAAACUUUCAUCCCUAGUACCUUGGCCAUCAAAAGCCACUAUUUCAGAAACCAUGCCAAAAAAAUUUAAAAAGAAAUAUCCGAACUGCCGUGUCAUUAUUGAUUGUACUGAAUUUUAUACAGAAACUCCACAAUCUUUAGCUAAUAAAUCCCUCAUGUAUUCCCAUUACAAAUCUCAUAUGACAUGGAAAGCAUUGUUGGGUAUUAGCCCUUAUGGAAUAAUAACUUUUGUCUCGGAUUUGUGGACAGGUAGCAUAAGUGACAAACAGUUGACAAUGAAGUGUGGUUUACUAGAUUUGUGUGAAGCUGGGGAUGCUAUUAUGGCAGAUAAGGGAUUUUUAAUAUCUGACUUAACAACACCCAGAGGCAUGCAUCUUAUCAUACCGCCUUUAAAAAUGCAACGUUUUAAUCGCAGACAGGUUGAAGAAACCCGAAGGAUUGCCAAUUUAAGAAUUGAUGUAGAACGUGCUAUGGAAAGAGUAAAAAACUUUCGAAUUCUGCAAGGUGUGAUGCCAAUUACCCUUUCACAGCAGGCAUCUAAAAUUUUAAAGGUCUGUGUUGGACUGUCAAACAUGUUACCCCCUCUGGUGCAUGAUGGUGAUGAUUAA
Mercenaria mercenaria is the source of this 939-nucleotide messenger RNA. RefSeq lists its product as uncharacterized. The record is from RefSeq and is a predicted model, not a curated record. The transcript has a single exon. NCBI's taxonomy places the organism in Eukaryota, Metazoa, Mollusca, Bivalvia, Venerida, Veneridae. The coding region runs from base 1 to 939 and encodes 312 amino acids.